ACCGCCACUUCAUCACGGCAAGCAUAUGCCUUCUAAUAUUCUAGGAAACCUUCGCUAAUAAAUUCCCCUCUUAACCCCCUCCCCCCCUUUUUUUGUAUCUUCAUCAUCAUCAUAUUUCAUAUCACACCAACCCAUUUUAAUUUGCAUUUGAUCUUCUUCAUAGACAUAUAUACACUAUCAUAAUAUUAGUUUCUUCCUUAAAUUUUGGUUGUUUUUAACGUUAUGAAGUUUGGGAAGAGACUCAAGCAACAAAUUCAGGAAUCGUUGCCGGAGUGGAGGGACAAGUAUUUGUCGUACAAGGAAUUGAAGAAACUUGUACGGCUCAUAUCGGCGGCGCCGCCUACCUUGUUGAAUGGGUCGUUGGAAUUUGGCAAGACGGAGGCUGAGUUUGUGUACUUGUUGAACAAUGAAAUAGACAAGUUCAAUGGGUUCUUCAUGGAGAAAGAGGAGGACUUCAUUAUUCGCCACAUGGAAGUACAACAGAGAAUCCAGAGAGUAGUUGAUUUGUGGGGACCAAAUGGAAGUCAACCUUCAGAAGAGGAUUAUAAAGAGGAGAUGGCGAAAAUCAGAAAAGCUAUUGUUGAUUUCCAUGGUGAAAUGGUUCUCUUAGUCAACUACAGCAACAUCAAUUACACAGGGUUGGCAAAAAUUCUGAAGAAAUACGACAAGAGGACAGGGGGGCUUCUGCGUUUGCCGUUCAUCCAGAAAGUGUUGGAGCAGCCCUUUUUCACAACAGAUUUGAUUUCAAAGCUCGUGAAGGAGUGCGAGAGCAUAAUUGAUGCAGUGUUCCCGGCCGAGGAAGAAGCUGAAAGAGCAAAGGAAGCAAAAGAGGCGAUAACUGUGGCAGGAAAAGGGAUUUUCAGAAACACGGUUGCAGCUUUGCUUACACUGCAAGAAAUCAGAAAAGGUAGCUCCACAGAGAGCCCUUUUUCUCUGCCUCCACUCAAUUUGCCGGACUCUGAUCUCAUCCAAUCAAUACAGCUCAAUGCUGCAGUUCCUAUUGUCUAGGGAAAAUGAUGAUGUAACUAGAUGAAAAAUAGUUACCACAGUAUGGUCGGAAAAUAGAUAGUUAUAGUAGUGUGUUUGGAUUUCUGUUCCAACACCUCAAACGCCCGUUCAUUUCAAUCCAUGCAUAGAGAAGCUUUUCUGUUUGGGUACAUUGCAACGUGUGCGGAUAGUUAUUCAAACACAUCCACAGUGUUACAAUGGGAUGUAAUAGUAAUACAGUUUGCUAGUAAUUAGUGAGUUAAUCAAACUAUAUAUCCUUUUGAUGAAGUAACACAUCAGUUACUUGAAAUGAGUAACUAGCCAUUUCAAUGCUAUUUAGUGACUAUUGGUUAGGGCAUUUAAAUUUUAUUUCAGUGUGAUAUGGUCAACAUACUGGGUUUUCUAUGAAUUAGGAAAUAAAACAGUUAUGUUAUGUCCA
Messenger RNA from Glycine soja, 1426 nucleotides. Its product is annotated as SPX domain-containing protein 3-like. The transcript has 3 exons. NCBI's taxonomy places the organism in Eukaryota, Viridiplantae, Streptophyta, Magnoliopsida, Fabales, Fabaceae. Gene Ontology annotation, biological process: cellular response to phosphate starvation. Bases 223 to 1008 code for a protein of 261 amino acids. The record is from RefSeq and is a predicted model, not a curated record.